AUGGCUCCCAUCGCAACCAUCGGGGUUAAUGGAGCGAGUAGCGCGAUUGGUGCUCUCCAUGAGCAAACGAGGCGAGCCUCGACUGGACAAGUGCCUGGAGAAGUCGACACCGACUUCUUCAUCGUCGGAGCGGGGCCUGCAGGAGCCUCUCUUGCCGGCUUUUUGGCGAGCUACGGUCUUAAGGGGUUGAUGAUAAGUGCUGCUCCAGCGACAGCCAAUACGCCACGGGCCCAUAUUACCAACAUGGCUGCCUUGGAGUGUUUGCGCGACAUUGGGCUUGACAAGGAACUCCAUGAACUUUCUUCCAAGGGCCACUGCAUGAUACACACGCGAUGGUGCCAUAGUAUGGCGGGUGAAGAGUACGCUCGGAUUCAUUCCUGGGGCCAUGCACCAGACCAAACAUGUAAACUAACUUCCCGUCAGGGUGAUUACGAGAAAGCUAGUCCCUGCUCUCCGGUUGAUCUGCCUCAAACACUGCUGGAACCAGUUCUAGUGCGACACGCAGCGCAACGUGGAUUUUCCACGCGGUUCAACACAGAGCUGUUGUCAUUCGAGAACGGUCCAGACGGCAUUAUCACCGCCACCGUUUAUGACAAGCUUUCAUCGCUCCAGUACAAGAUACGGACCAAGUACCUUUUCGGCGCUGAUGGUGCGAGGAGUCAGGUUGUCAACCAGCUAGGCCUGCCUCUUUCAAUCAAACCAAGUCAGGGACUAGCAAUCAACGUUCUGGUCAAGGCUGAUCUCUCGCAUCUUGUCGAUACUCGCCGCGGAAAUCUGCACUGGGUAAUGCAACCUGAUAAAGAACACCCACUAUUCGGCUGGCAGGGGAUCGUCCGCAUGGUGAAGCCAUGGAACGAAUGGAUGUUUAUUCUCCUCCCUACCAGAGACUGUGAUAUCAAUAUUGAGCCCUCCAAGGAGGAGUAUCUGCAGCGCGUCGGAGAAUUCAUUGGCGACGAGACACCCGCGGAGAUAUUGGACAUUUCCAAAUGGUUCAUUAACGAGAUCGUGGCCGAGAAAUAUUCUCAGGGAAAUAUCUUUUGCCUGGGAGACGCUGUUCACAGGCACCCACCCAUGAAUGGUCUUGGCUCGAAUACGUGUAUCCAGGAUGCAUUCAAUUUGGCGUGGAAGGUUGCGUAUGUCCACAAGGGCCUGGCCCCGUCCUCUCUGUUGGAUACAUAUAGCAUUGAGCGGCAGCCAGUCGGGAGCUCCAUCAUCACCCGUGCCAACCAGGCGUUCCGUGACCAUUCUGAUAUAUGGGAGGCCUUGGGGACCCUACCAAAUGAAGUUCAAGCUCGUCAAAAAGUUUUAUCCGAACUAAUCGAGUCCUCUGCCAAAGGGCGUGCCCGUCGUGUUGCUUUCCAGAAAGCGAUUACUCAGAGCUCGCGGGAAUUCCAUGGGCUCGGCAUCGAGAUGGGUCAGGUCUACAAUGGCCCAGCUAUCUACGCGAGUGAGGAAGGUGUGCCAUACAAACGCUUUGGACGUGCCGCCGAAGACAAGGUGUUGUACUACGAGCCAACCACGUACCCUGGAUGCCGGCUACCGCAUGUGUGGCUUAACAAGGCGGUGCCAACUGAGCCAGUAUCGACGAUUGAUCUUUCAGGACACGGCGCGUUUACAUUGUUCACUGGUAUUGGUGGGGAUCCCUGGAGGAGUGCAGCCGAAGAGGUUUCGGCGGAGCUGGGGGUCCCAAUCAAUGUAUACUCCAUUGGAUUCCGGCAGGAAUGGGAGGAUAGUUACUUCGACUGGGAGCGACUACGCGGUGUUGAGGAGGAUGGGGCAGUCCUCGUCAGGCCAGACCGAGUGGUUGGCUGGCGCGCACAGUCGGUGUCGAGGAGCUCUGACAGCCCCUGUGCGAUGAGACUGUGA
Molecule: messenger RNA, 1866 nt
Organism: Aspergillus versicolor CBS 583.65
Lineage: Eukaryota; Fungi; Ascomycota; Eurotiomycetes; Eurotiales; Aspergillaceae
Exons: 5
Coding region: 1-1866 (621 amino acids)
Molecular function (GO): FAD binding
Source: RefSeq, a predicted model, not a curated record